UUGGCAGUCAGUGGGCGGGGUUCUAGGCGUCAUGGCGGCGCUGUGUGUGUGAAUUGACAUGUGAUGGCUGGAAGGUGCUGCUGGAUAUGAAGUUAUUAACCCUUAUCAAGAGGGGCCGACUGGUUAACCCAUUCCAUGCCGGGGCUGUGCUUGCCAGGAGCUGCUCAGACAGCAUCCCAGUGACCGGUCAUGGGAAUGUCAGUGAAGAGAAUCAAGGCGAAAUUAUACAGCCCAAAGCUGUGUCUGGGUUUAUUAAUGAGCGACUCAUACUCUAUGAAAAGCUGAGGGCGCGCUACGAGGAGAGGCUGACCCAAAGGGUGUUAAAGGAAAGUCGUCCCAUCAACAUCUUCUCCGAAGGCAGAGAACUUAGAGGGGAGUCUUGGAAAACCAACCCCCUUCAGGUGGUCUUACAGAUUCGGCCAGAUGUGGCUCACCAUGCAGUAUGUGCUAAAGUGAAUGGAGAUCUCUACGAUAUGAACCGGCCACUAGAAGGGGACGCAGCUGUUGACUUUGUGAUGUUUGACUCCCGUGAAGGCCAGUCUGUAUUUUGGCAUUCCAGUGCCCAUAUCUUGGGGCUGGCAUUGGAGCAGUUCUAUGGCGGACUGUUGUGCAGCGGACCCAGUACGGAGCAUGGGUUUUUCUAUGAUGUUCAUCUCUCGGGCAGCACGGUGUUGGGCAGCCAUCUACCGGAUCUGGAGGCGAUGUGCAGAAAUAUUAUUAAACAGAAACUUCCCUUCCAAAGAAUUGAAGUGACCCGGGAAGACCUUCUGGACCUCUUCAAGUACAACAAAUUUAAAACGCGGGUCAUUGAGGAAAAGGUGGAAACGUCUACAACCAUUUACAGAUGCGGCUCCUUGAUUGACCUGUGUCGGGGCCCCCACGUCCGGCACACGGGACAAGUCAAAGCAUUAAAACUCCUCAAGAACUCGUCAGCAUUUUGGAAAGGAGACCCUUCACAGGAAACGCUGCAGAGGGUUUCUGGAACUUCCUUCCCAGACAGUAAACAGUUGAAAGAAUGGGAAAAAAUCCAGGAAGAGGCUGGAAACCGGGACCAUCGGAAAAUUGGAUUGGACCAAAGUUUAUUUUUCUUCCAUGACCUCAGCCCUGGAAGCUGUUUCUUUCUGCCCAGAGGAGCUCAUAUCUACAACGUGCUAAUCGACUUCAUAAAGGGCGAGUACAGGAAGCGGGGCUUCACAGAAGUAAUCACCCCAAACAUGUACAACAACAAGCUGUGGGAGAAGUCUGGUCACUGGGAGCACUACGGCAAGAAUAUGUUCUCCUUCACCAUUGAGGACGAAAUGUUUUCCUUAAAACCAAUGAAUUGUCCUGGUCACUGUCUUAUGUUUGACCAUCGGCCCCGUUCAUGGAGGGAGCUUCCCUUGAGGCUGGCGGAUUUUGGGGUGCUGCACAGGAAUGAGUUAUCUGGCGCACUGUCAGGAUUGACGCGAGUCCGGCGUUUCCAGCAAGAUGACGCACACAUUUUCUGCUCGAUGGACCAGCUGGAAAGUGAAAUCAGUGGCUGUCUGGACUUUGUGCGUGCUGUGUACUCCGUUUUUGGCUUUACUUUUAAAUUCUACCUCUCAACCCGCCCAGAGCAGUUUUUAGGAGAUCUGGAGGUCUGGAAUAAAGCCGAAGGGGAACUCGAGAAAAGUCUGAAUAGUUUUGGUCUCCCGUGGGAGUUAAAUCCAGGCGAUGGAGCAUUUUAUGGGCCAAAGAUUGACAUUCAGAUACAGGAUGCGAUGGGUCGCUACCAUCAGUGUGCAACGAUCCAGCUCGACUUCCAGCUCCCGAUUCGGUUCAAUCUCCACUACACGGGAAAAGUUGAAGGCACAGUGGAAAGGCCAGUCAUGAUCCACCGAGCUGUUUUGGGGUCGGUUGAACGGAUGUUGGCGAUAUUGGUAGAAAACUAUGGGGGGAAGUGGCCUUUAUGGCUUUCACCAUUCCAGGUUAUGGUUAUACCUGUGGGAGCGAGUACGGAGAGUUACGCCCAUCAGGUGCAAAGGACAAUUCAUGAAUGUGGCUUCAUGGUGGAUGUGGAUGCCAACCAAGGGACCACUCUGAACAAAAAGAUCCGCAAGGCCCAGCUGGCUCAGUAUAACUUCAUUCUCGUGGUUGGGGAAAAGGAGAAGGAAAACAUGAGUGUAAACGUGCGCACAAGAGACAGCAAGCAGCAUGGAGAACACACCGUAGCAGCACUUACUGAGAGACUAGCCGAGCUGCGAGAUACCCGCGUCAGGAACGCUGAGGAGAUGUUUUGAUUUGUAAGAUCGGGAUUCGGAGAUCUGUAUCUCUAUGAAUUGUAUCUGUAGAAGCAGCCGGUCCGUUUAUUUAACAAGACUCGUCCCGUGGACGGUGUUCCCGGUCAGCAGCAUCAAUGGCCGGAAUUGUGUCUCAGUAGAUCCAGCCGCUAAUUACUUUCACAUCAGUCAGUUUGACUUGUUCUACAUCGUGUUACAAACAUGUUAGUUCUCACGUAUUUGUGCACAUCGCCACGUCGGGCCACGUUACCUCCACUUCACCUUGUUUUUGUGUGUGUUGGCUUUGUUUUUCUUUUCUGUUUGUUCAUAUUUUUUUUCAUUUGAGGUGGUUUCACGCUGUGGAAGUAUGGCAAAGAAUGGCGCCAUUGAACACAACGGAACUGGUUUAGUGGAAGCACAGAUAGCAGGGAAUAUAUUCUGUUAGAUUCUAAUAGUUCACUGCGAGUUAUCUAAUCCUGAAAUCCCAGCAAUACUUAAACUCUUUCCUUCUUCUGACUACUUGGUACUUCAUCUUCUCAUUCAGCCCGUCUCUGAAUUUGUACCCCAACCCAAUAACCCACACCCCACCCUUACAAAUAGAUACUGGUGGAAAUACUCUAGUGUUUCACAUAUAGAAAUGUUUUCUUUAAAAUAGAAACAUGGACUUGUAAAAUGUUGCCAAAACCUUAGACGUUUGAAGAUCUGGACUUUCAAAAAAAAAAAAUGUUUUUUCUUUGUCCAAUUUUUCUCCAGUUCCUGCUAUGCCUCCAAUUUCUGCUCAGAACAGUUUUAUACUCUCUCCCAAAAAAACAAUAAAAUAUCUUAAAAAUUAAA
Messenger RNA from Pelobates fuscus (common spadefoot toad), 3071 nucleotides. RefSeq names its product threonyl-tRNA synthetase 2, mitochondrial (gene TARS2). The transcript has 19 exons. Gene Ontology annotation, cellular component: cytoplasm. Gene Ontology annotation, molecular function: ATP binding; threonine-tRNA ligase activity. Lineage: Eukaryota; Metazoa; Chordata; Amphibia; Anura; Pelobatidae. The coding region runs from base 87 to 2258 and encodes 723 amino acids. The record is from RefSeq and is a predicted model, not a curated record. Gene Ontology annotation, biological process: threonyl-tRNA aminoacylation.